GAUUAUCAUAUCGCUCUGUAUAAAAAAUGACACGCACAAAUCAGAAACUACUGUAGGAAAAUAAUAAUAAUAAUAGUAAUAAAGUUUGAUAAAAUACUAGUACACCUAUAGUAUAGUGUACACGAAAUCCUGCAAAUUUCCCAUCUGGCGAAUUCAAUGCCCUCGGCGCCCAUGGACAAUUAAAAGUUCGUUGGGGUAGUUGCACUUCCCCAAUCCCCCUCCUUUCCUUCUUCCCUCUCUUCCCUUUAAAUUCUUCACUUCCCCUCCAAAUUUUUGCAUAACCCAUCCCUAAAAUCUCUUCCCCAUUUCCUUUUUGUAUCAAAAUCCCAAAAAUCCCUUUUUGGUGUCUCUGUUUUGGAAUACUUUCUUCUUCUAGCUAAUCUACCACACUUACUUUUGUGUUGGCAACAUCAAUUUCUUUGAUUUUGGGAAAUUCUUGCUUCCUGAGCUUGUGGGUUUUUCCUAUUUUCUUGAAGGAAAGCCAAAAAAAAAAAAAAAUGGAGAAUGGUGAAAGUAGAAGAGUUGUUUCAGUUGAGACAGAGGAUGGAAGAAGGAGGAAUAAGCUUCCCAAUUUUCUUCUCUCUGUUAAGCUCAAAUAUGUAAAACUUGGGUACCAUUACUUAAUCACCCACGCCAUGUAUUUGUUGUUGAUUCCACUUUUAGGGGUUGUUUCAGUUCAUCUGUCAACAGUUACUGUGGAAGAUUUAGUCUUGUUAUGGGAGCAGCUGAGAUUCAAUCUUGUUACAGUAAUCCUCUGUUCUGCGCUUUUGGUUUUUCUGGGUACUCUGUAUUUCAUGACCCGGCCAAGGAAAGUUUAUUUGGUUGAUUUUGCAUGUUAUAAGCCUGGGACUGAAGUAAUGUGUCCGAAGGAACUUUUCAUGGAGAGAUCAAAACAAGCUGGGAUUUUCAGUGAAGAGAAUUUGGCGUUUCAGAAGAAGAUUUUGGAGAGGUCUGGUUUGGGGCAGAAGACUUAUUUCCCUGAAGCUCUGUUGCAAGUUCCUGCAAACCCUUCAAUGGCUGAAGCUAGGAAAGAAGCUGAGAUGGUUAUGUUUGGUGCCAUUGAUCAGUUAUUGCAGAAAACAGGGGUGAAAGCCAAAGAUAUUGGGAUUCUUGUGGUGAAUUGCAGCUUGUUCUGUCCAACUCCAUCUCUUUCUGCCAUGAUUGUGAAUCAUUACAAGCUCAGGGGAAAUAUUUUGAGCUAUAAUCUUGGUGGCAUGGGUUGUAGUGCUGGACUCAUCUCCAUAGAUCUUGCCAAACAGCUUCUUCAGGUACAGCCAAACUCAUAUGCAUUGGUAGUGAGCAUGGAGAACAUCACAUUGAAUUGGUACUUUGGAAACAACAGAUCAAUGCUGGUUUCAAAUUGCAUUUUCAGAAUGGGAGGAGCUGCAAUUCUGCUAUCCAACAAAUCAUCGGAUCGUAGGAGAUCAAAGUAUCAGCUAAUCCACACGGUCAGAACCCACAAAGGCGCAGAUGACAGGAGCUAUGGCUGUGUUUUCCAGGAGGAAGACGAAAACAAGAAAAUCGGCGUAGCCCUUUCGAAAGAUCUCAUGGCUGUUGCAGGGGAAGCAUUGAAAACCAACAUCACAACAUUAGGACCAUUAGUCCUACCAAUGUCAGAACAACUCUUGUUCUUCCUUACUUUAGUUGGGAGAAAGGUUUUCAACAUGAAAAUCAAGCCUUAUAUUCCCGAUUUCAAACUCGCAUUCGAGCAUUUCUGCAUCCAUGCUGGAGGCAGAGCUGUGUUGGAUGAAAUUGAGAAGAAUUUGAGCCUAAGUGAAUGGCAUAUGGAACCAUCAAGAAUGACACUUUACAGAUUUGGCAACACUUCAAGCAGUUCAUUGUGGUAUGAAUUGGCUUACAGUGAAGCUAAGGGAAGAAUCAGAAAGGGAGAUCGGACAUGGCAGAUCGCUUUCGGGUCGGGUUUUAAGUGUAACAGUGCAGUUUGGAAGGCAUUGAAGACCAUCAAUCCAGCUAAAGAGAAGAAUCCAUGGAUGGAUGAAAUUAAUGAGUUUCCAGUUGAAGUUCCUCGAGUUGCAACGUUGGCUUCCUGAAUAUUUUGUCGGGAGACAAAAAUUAUUUGAUUUCUCAUAGGUUAGUUUUAAUUUUAAAAGAAAUUUGGAGAAUGUAAGUUUGAUAAAAAUUUCCAAGUGUUACAAUUUUUUUUGAUCCACUGAUUUAUUUAUUUUAAUGUAGAUGUGAUUAAAUCUUGUUGAGUUGUGAUACAGCUUUCUUAAUUCUUUUGUCCUAAGUUCAACGCUUUGUUAGUAUAUACUAAUCUUAUCGUGUCUUAUCAGUGAAAUAAUAUAAUCUAACUCGUUUUUUAUUUAUUAUAACCCAACCCAAACUCGAGUUCAAAAUGCAUGAACGCUAAGUUAAUAACUGGGACACAAAAAGGAAGAUUGUCUUCUUAACGUAAAAUGUUGCCAAACACGAGCUAAUACAAUUAGG
Oldenlandia corymbosa var. corymbosa is the source of this 2448-nucleotide messenger RNA. NCBI's taxonomy places the organism in Eukaryota, Viridiplantae, Streptophyta, Magnoliopsida, Gentianales, Rubiaceae. The record is from the annotation of a GenBank genome assembly.